Messenger RNA from Aspergillus niger, 189 nucleotides. RefSeq lists its product as hypothetical. The transcript has 3 exons. NCBI's taxonomy places the organism in Eukaryota, Fungi, Ascomycota, Eurotiomycetes, Eurotiales, Aspergillaceae. The record is from RefSeq and is a predicted model, not a curated record. Bases 1 to 189 code for a protein of 62 amino acids.
AUGGCUUAUGUCGGGAGAAGUGCUGCCACGGAUGGGGCGAGAUAUCCGCGAGGCUCAGGACAUGUAGCGAAUAUCUUGAUAUGCUUUGGCUCUAGUGCUGUGAAAGCCAAGCUGCUUCCAAAAGUCUGGUUUGAUACUCCUGCAUCGACUGUCAUGCUAGUGACCGGGAUGGCUAAAGUCGCACAGUAG